This is a messenger RNA of Amphiprion ocellaris (clown anemonefish), 950 nucleotides long. RefSeq names its product TEN1 subunit of CST complex (gene ten1). Gene Ontology annotation, cellular component: CST complex. Gene Ontology annotation, biological process: negative regulation of telomere maintenance via telomerase. Bases 82 to 480 code for a protein of 132 amino acids. The transcript is spliced from 3 exons. Gene Ontology annotation, molecular function: single-stranded DNA binding; telomeric repeat DNA binding; telomerase inhibitor activity. Lineage: Eukaryota; Metazoa; Chordata; Actinopteri; Pomacentridae. The record is from RefSeq and is a predicted model, not a curated record.
ACAUAUACCCCGGAAGUACCUAGUCUACCGCAACACUUCAAACUUCAUUGUAUAUAUUUUUCAAACAGAUUUAACGUUACGAUGCUUCCCUCAGCUGCCGUUUUUCAUUUUCCCUGGGAAGUAAACUCCGGAAAUAUGCAGGAAGGAGAAUCAGUUAGAACAUUUGGCAGACUUGUCUGCUACCAGCCUGAGGAGUCUAGGGCUACACUGUCAGCUCAGCAUGCUUCGAAAGAGCACCACGUGGUUGUCCACACGUUGUUUGUGGAGCCCUUUAACCCAAUAAUUGGAGCCCAAUACAUUGUUCUGGGUGAGAUAGAAAAUAAUAUGGGGGUUGGUGUGAUGGUCCAGGCCCGUGUGCUGAACUGUGUUGAUGGUGUAAACAUAGCCCUUCUCCAGAAAGCCAUCAGCGAGCAAAGGAGCUUCUUCACAGAGAGGGAGUGCAAACGAUGUGAGACUGCACAACCUGCAGAUGCAACCUGAUCAGAUUCUUCAUUCAUCUGGUUUCCCAGGGGGAGAGGGGAGGCUCUUUGAUUGCCAAGGCUCCACCGCUGCCUCUUAAACUGUUGUGUGUUUUCCUUUGAUUUUUAGACUGUUUGAUUCAGUGUAAAAUUCAGGAAUUUCAUCGGUUUAUAUGACCAAAUUGAUAACCUCUGACCUCAACAGUUUUAUGCAUUUUAUCAUCGGUUGCUUUUACACAACGAAAACUCAAAAUUAGUAAAAUGAUCUUAGGUUUUCAUGCUUGGUCACUGAAUAACUAAUAGUAGACAUAUUGUGUCGAUGACUUGUGAGUAUGUUACAUUUUUAGCUCAGUCCAUCAGUGCUGAGAUAUCAGAUAAUAAUUGUUUAUAGAUGGAAGAUAUUAGUCUUAACAUUAUUUCUGAUGUAACUUUAUGGUCAUUUAGCUUUAUUUGAGGCUAUACUGUAGAUAAUAAAAAAUAACUAAGGCUAAA